Zerene cesonia (dogface butterfly) is the source of this 3840-nucleotide messenger RNA. RefSeq names its product xanthine dehydrogenase/oxidase-like (gene Aox2). The record is from RefSeq and is a predicted model, not a curated record. The transcript is spliced from 16 exons. Gene Ontology annotation, molecular function: iron ion binding; FAD binding; 2 iron, 2 sulfur cluster binding. Lineage: Eukaryota; Metazoa; Arthropoda; Insecta; Lepidoptera; Pieridae. Bases 1 to 3840 code for a protein of 1279 amino acids.
AUGGCGCUAAUCACCUUCAAAAUAAAUGGGAAACAAUAUGAAGCCGAUGGUAGAUACAGUCCAGAGGUAUCUCUUAAUGACUAUAUAAGAACUGAAGUAUCACUAAACGGUACUAAGGCCAUGUGCCAUGAGGGUGGCUGUGGGGCCUGCAUCGUGAGUGUCCAAGCCUCUCUCCCGCCUAGCAAUGAAGUUAAGACAUUCGCCGUUAAUUCGUGCCUCGUAUCAAUUCUGUCAUGUCACGGAUGGGAAAUCACGACGGUAGAAGGAAUAGGAAACAAAAUAAUCGGCUAUCAUGAAAUUCAGAGCAGGCUAGCCAAAUUUAACGGUACUCAAUGCGGCUAUUGCACUCCCGGUUGGGUAAUGAACUUUUACAGUCUUUACAUGUCUAAAAAUGGAAACCUAACUGCAGAAGAAAUCGAGAAUUCAUUUUCUGGUAAUAUAUGCAGAUGUACUGGCUAUAGAGCAAUUGCGGAUGCUUUUAAAAGUUUCGCCUCUAAUUCAGGUCAAAGUGUUAACAAAAAACUUAAAGAUAUAGAAGAUUUAGCGAUAUUCAAUACAUGUGGUGUGAAGUGUAAAGAAAAUUGUCAUCAUAAGAAAAUUAACCAUAAUGCUAAUGAUAAUUUCAAAGAUAACGAAUGGUGUAUUCUAAAUAAGGAUGAUAAUGAAACAAGAGUUUUAAAAUCGCAGCGGUAUAUGUGGUCUAAAGUUUAUAGCCUAAAACAGGCGUUUAAAGCUAUGAAACAAUGUGAUAACUAUAAAUUGAUUGCUGGUAAUACUGGACAAGGUGUUUACCACGUCAAAAGUUAUCCAGAUAAUGUUAUUGAUAUAUUCAAUAUCGCUGAACUUAAAGGUCACACGCAAGAUGUAAAUUUAAUACUAGGAGCGGGAACUACUCUCACUGAUAUGGUUGAAAUAUUUUUACGACUCUCAGCUGAAAACGAAGACUUUGCUUAUUUAAAAGAAUUUUAUGACCACGUGGAUUUGGUGGCCCACAUUCCUGUUAAAAAUAUAGGAACGAUCGGUGGGAACUUGUAUCUAAAAUAUUUAAACAAUGAAUUUCAAUCGGACCUUUUUGUUCUGUUUGAAACAGUCGGCGCUAUGGUAACUAUUGCAGCCAGUGUUAAUGACAACAAAAUAAUGACAUUAUUGGACUUUCUAAAUUAUGACAUGAGGCAAAAAAUUAUUUUAAAUAUUGUUCUACCUCCUUUACCAAGCUAUUGCUCCGUUAAAACUUACAAGAUCAUGCCCAGAUCACAGAAUUCUCACGCGGCUGUCAAUGCUGGAUUCUUUUUCAAAUUUCAAAAGAAUAGUCGGAUUUUAGACAACAUAACGAUGGUUUUUGGUGGAAUAUCGUCUCAAUUCACGCACGCCAUUCAGACAGAAACUAUUUUAAAAGAAAAAGAUCCAUUUACGGAUGAAGUCCUGCAAAGAGCACUUAAAACUUUAUAUGACGAAAUGAUUGUAGAAGCGGCGCCAACCGAACCUUCGCAGACAUAUCGAAAAUUACUAGCUGUGUCUUUGUUUUAUAAAUCAAUCCUUCAUCUAUGUCCCGAUGAUAAACUGAACCCCAGGAAUAAAUCUGGUGCAGAAAUCAUAAAAAGAGUAAUAUCACAAGGAACUCAAAUGUACGAAACCGAUAAAACCGUUUGGCCGUUAAAUCAACCGAUACCGAAACUGGAAGCGUUGCUACAAUGCAGUGGUGAAGCGGUAUUCGCAAACGAUUUAACGAAACAGAACGAUGAAGUGUACGGGGCAUUUGUAACUGCCGAUGUUUCUCCUGGAAGUAUUAUCAAAAAAUGUGAUGCAAUUGACGCCUUGAAAGAACCUGGGGUGAUAGCAUUUUAUUCAGCAAAGGAUAUUCCCGGCGAAAACACGUUUACACCUGAACAAAUUCCAUUGACGGCCGAUCGAGAGGAAAUAUUAUGUUCGAAAACUGUUAAGUUCAAUGGACAGCCAGUUGGAAUUAUAGUUGCUAACAAUCAAAAGCUCGCGAAUCGUGUUGCGAAACUUGUAAAAGUUGAAUAUGAAUCGAUUAACACAAAUAAACCACUUUUAACAAUAUCAGAUGUACUUAAAUCGUCUGAAAGAGAGAAAAGGGUGAAAACGUUCAAAAUAAUUGAAUCCACGGAGACUGGGAAGGAUGUGAAAUGUAUUAUUUAUGGGGAAAUAAAUAUGGGGUCUCAGUACCAUUAUUAUAUGGAGACUCAAACGUGUGUGACGGUCCCGAAUGAGGAUGGUAUGGAUGUGUAUGCAGGUACGCAGUGGCUCGAUGCAACUAAUAUAGCUGUGGCAAAUUGUUUAAAUAUACCUGUGAAUAGAGUGAAUGUGAUUGUCCGAAGAGUAGGGGGUGGUUACGGGGGCAAAAUAACAAGAUCGUUACAUGUGGCGUGUGCAGCUGCAAUAGUAUCACAUUUACUAAACAAAACAUGCAGAUUUGUUCUAUCUCUGCAAGAUAAUAUGAAGAUUAUUGGAAAACGAGCGCCCACGUACUGCAACUUUGAGGUGGGCGUGAACAAGCAAGGAGAAAUUCAGUAUUUGAAAAAUAAAUAUUAUCAAGAUUUAGGCUGUGCGGAGAAUGAAGUCGUAGCUGGCAUCACUUUGGGACACAUUGGCAGUUGUUAUACCACCAAGCGAUGGACGAUUGAAGCUUACACUGUGCAUACAGACACGCCUUCCACCACUUGGUGCAGAGCUCCAGGAUCAAUGGAGGGUAUUGUAAUGACUGAAUAUAUAAUGGAGAAAAUUGCUUACACAUUAAAAAAAGAUCCCAUCGAAGUCCGUUUAAUCAACAUGAAAAAAGACGACAAUCCGUUACCAGAUUUAAUAAAUCAAUUGAAAACGGACGCCGACUUCCACAGCCGGGAGUUAAUUGUGCAGCAAUUUAAUAAAGAGAACAGAUGGAGGAAACGCGGCCUUAAAUUAAUGCCAAUGACUUAUGAAUUAUUUUAUAUCGGUCCGUACAAUGCCUUGGUGUCAAUCUAUCACGCUGAUGGCACUGUAUCUGUAACUCACGGAGCCGUUGAAAUGGGUCAAGGAGUUAACACUAAAGUAGCCCAAGUGUGCGCUCACGUACUUGGCAUUGGUCUCGAUAAAAUUACCAUAAAACCCACUAAUAGUUUUACCUCGCCAAAUUGUAUGGCCACUGGAGCGAGUGUUGGUAGCGAAUGUGUGUCGUAUGCUGCUAUGAAAGCUUGUGAGAUAUUACUAGAAAGGCUUAAACCAUUUAGGGACGAAUUAGAUGAACCAGAAUGGAAGGAUCUCAUACGAAAAGCGCAUUAUUCAGGUGUUGAUUUACAAGCGUCUUAUAUGUAUUCUACUAAUGAACCGGUGAAACCGUACGAUAUAUAUGGAGUAGUGGCUUUAGAAGUGGAAAUUGAUUGUUUGACUGGAAACCAUGAAGUGAAGAGAGUGGACCUUCUUGAAGACACGGGAAGAAGUUUAAGCCCUGAAAUAGAUGUGGCACAAAUUGAAGGAGCAUUUGUAAUGGGAUUGGGCUAUUGGACUUCAGAAAAAUUAAUCUAUGAUAAGAAUACGGGCGAACUUUUGACGACUCGCACUUGGAAUUACAAACCGCCUGGUAUUAAGGAUAUUCCAGCUGACUUCAGGAUCUAUUUUCGGAGAAAUUCGUCGAAUACUUGUGGUGUAUUGCAAUCAAAAGCAACUGGUGAACCCGCCCUUUGCUUAGCUGCAGUGAUAACCCAUGCUUUUCGAGAAGCUAUUUCUUCCGCGCGUCUCGAAGCUGGUUAUCCGGAGCAAUGGGUGGAUAUUGAGUAUCCAUGCACCAUCGAAAACCUAUAUAUGGCUGUUGGACACAAGUUGGAACAUUUUAAGUUAAAAUAA